CUCUCUCUCUCUCUCUCUCUCUCUCGUCUCCUCCUCCUCCUCCUCUUCCGACUGAGAGGCGAUGGCGGAAACAACAGAGGGAUCCGACGUUCCCUCCACGAAGCUGCCCCCACACCUCGAGCUUCGCAAGACUCGCGUUCUCUGUAACCUCGAUGCUCCUCACAACACAGAUACUAUCCAAUACUCUGGAGCUUACGCGUCUCUCGGCGUCGAUAAUAGCUUGAGGUUGGAUGACUUCUGCAACAACUUCAGGGUCGAUGUCCGCAGAAUUAGCCAUGACGAUAUGGAGUUUGAUAUGGUCGGCAUCAAUCCUUCCAUUGCCAAUGCAUUCCGGAGGAUCCUCUUGGCCGAGCUUCCCACCAUGGCCAUUGAAAAGGUUCUUAUUGCAAAUAAUACAUCAGUGGUGCAAGAUGAAGUUCUUGCUCAUCGCUUGGGUCUCAUUCCCAUCAAGGUUGACCCAAGGCUUUUCGAUUAUUUAUCAGAGAAUGAUACACCAAAUGAGAAGAACACUAUAGUUUUCAAGCUCCAUGUCCGCUGUGAAGAACGUGGGCAGCGUCUCACAGUGACAUCAAAUGAUUUAAAGUGGCUUCCAAAGGGGAGUGAGUUUUUGAAGACAUCUGAAAGUUUGACUUCGACUUCAAAACCAGAAACCUACACUUUGUUUACUUGCAGUCAGGACUCCAAGCCAGAAUUUGCAGGCAAUCCAAUUAGCGUGUAUCCUGAUAUCAUCAUUGCUAAACUUGGUUUUGGCCAGGAAAUUGAACUGGAAGCACAUGCCGUUAAGGGUGUUGGGAAAACACAUGCAAAGUGGUCUCCUGUUGCCACUUGUUGGUACAGAAUGCUUCCAGAGGUUGUAUUGAUGGAAGAAAUUAAGGGCAAGAAGGCUGAAGUACUUAAGCAAAAAUGCCCUGCUAAUGUGUUUGAGAUUGAAGAUCUUGCUGAUGGUAGAAAAAGAGCAACUGUUGCCAGACCACGAGCUUGCACACUUUGUCGAGAAUGCAUCAGAGAUGGUGAAGAGUGGGAGAAGAGUGUAUCCUUACGCCGAGUUAAGGAUCAUUUUAUAUUUACCAUCGAAUCGACCGGAGCAUUACCUCCAGAAGUUUUGUUUACCGAGGCAGUGAAGAUCUUGGAGGACAAAUGUGAACGUGUCAUAAGUGAUCUCUCUUGAUGCUCCAUCAUUUGGACGAUUGUCAGGGCUGAUGCCUUUUAUGUAGAAUGUUCGACGCAAUGGCAACCAUGAAAUUCCGCACCCCCUCCCCUCCCGUCCCCUCCCCGUGCGUUUGUGUUUGCUGGGUACAAAGGCAUUAAUUUAGAUGUCACAUUUUUGCUCAAAAGUGAUAUCAUAUUGAGUUGGUUGUUUUUUUACUAA
Molecule: messenger RNA, 1369 nt
Organism: Syzygium oleosum
Lineage: Eukaryota; Viridiplantae; Streptophyta; Magnoliopsida; Myrtales; Myrtaceae
Exons: 9
Coding region: 62-1168 (368 amino acids)
Biological process (GO): DNA-templated transcription
Cellular component (GO): RNA polymerase III complex; RNA polymerase I complex
Molecular function (GO): protein dimerization activity; DNA binding
Source: RefSeq, a predicted model, not a curated record